CACUCCUAUAAAUACGGCCAUGAAGACACAGCAAGAAGUGCACAAUUAGAACAAGAAGAAGAAAUUGUUCUAAGGCAAAAAGACAUGUCUACUAUAUGUUUCCCUGAGCACCCUUCUCCUGUUGCUGAUGCUGAAGCUCUCAGAAAAGCUUUCCAAGGAUGGGGAACUGAUGAAAAAGCCGUGAUUUCAAUACUUGGAAGGAGAAAUGCGACUCAGAGAAAGCUGAUCAGACAAGCGUACGAGGACUUGUACCAGGAAGAUCUUGUCAAGCGCCUUGAGUCUGAGCUCUCCGGAGACUUUGAGAGAGCUGUGUAUCGAUGGAUAUUGGAUCCAGAAGAUCGAGAUGCUGUACUCCUGCACGUCGCAAUCAAGAAGACGCCGGUGCCUGAUUACCGCGUAAUCAUUGAAAUUUCAUGCAUUCAUUCGCCGGAGGAGUUUUUAGCUACAAAGCGUGCUUACCAAGCACGCUACAAGCGUUCCUUGGAAGAAGACUUGGCUCAACACACCUCAGGCGACAUUCGCAAGUUUUUGGUUGGUUUGGUGGGCAUUUACAGGUACAGAGGAGAAGAGAUCACUACAAAAUUGGCAAAUUCUGAGGCUGAUAUUCUCCAUAAAGCUAUUACAGAAAAAGCUUUCAGUCACGACGAAGUUGUCAGAAUCAUAUCGACAAGGAGCAAAGCCCAAAUCCUAGCAACCUUAAAUCACUAUAAAGAUGAUCAUGGUGCAUCGAUUACUAAGCAUUUGAGAGGCGACCCGUGUAGUGACUAUUUGUCUGCCUUACGUACUGCUAUCCGUUGCUUCACUGACCAUGAAAAGUACUAUGAGAAGGUAAUUCGCCAAGCUCUGAACCGCCCCAGUACCGAUGAAGAGUCACUGACACGCGUGGUGGUAACGCGAGCUGAGAAAGACCUGAAGGAGAUUAAGCAGCUUUACCAGAAGAGGAACAAUAUCAGUCUUGAUCAUGCAGUUGCUAAAGAGACUUCGGGGGACUACAACGCCUUCCUCCUCACUCUGCUCGGAAAACAAGAUUAAUGUAAUUUGGGGACUGUUUUAAUUUAAUUUUCUAUGUUUUAUUUGAGUUUGUGAACUGAAAAUGGUGGCUAUGGAUGCCUAUUAUGUUUUCGCUAUUCGAUUUCGGAGGAAUAAAUAAUUAUAUUUCUUUUUAUAU
Sesamum indicum (sesame) is the source of this 1168-nucleotide messenger RNA. Its product is annotated as annexin-like protein RJ4. Gene Ontology annotation, cellular component: plasma membrane; cytoplasm. The record is from RefSeq and is a predicted model, not a curated record. Gene Ontology annotation, molecular function: phosphatidylserine binding; calcium-dependent phospholipid binding; calcium ion binding. Lineage: Eukaryota; Viridiplantae; Streptophyta; Magnoliopsida; Lamiales; Pedaliaceae. Gene Ontology annotation, biological process: response to cold; response to salt stress; response to water deprivation.